AUGUACACUACAAACUGUGACAGGUACGGUGGUCCAGGGUUCCCUCCCCUCCCGCGCCUCACCGUGUCCAAGGUUCUGCAGUACCUGUACCUCGCGAGCGCGUGGGUCGCCUGCGCGGGCGUGGCCGCCGGGACCGUCGCGCGUCGGGCCCUGGGCGAUGAGUCCCCGGUGACCUACGCGUUCCUCAAGGUCUCGAUCGGAGCCCUCGUCUUCCCCGUGCUGAUCGUCCUCGUCGUCACCCUGCGGCUCCUGCGCGCCAUGUGCGUGGCGGGGUUCGGGCUGUCGCUCCGCACCGUCGCCAGGGAGGUUCAGAUCCAUUCCCGGAAGAUGUUUGGAGCAUUAACUUGGAAGGUGCUGCUGGACCCUGCUGCAGUUGUGUUGCUCGUGUCUUUCCUUUUCUUCCUGCUGUUUGGAGUAGGCGUUCUGGUGCUUGGGGGGCUGUUACCUGUGCAGGAAUCUCAGAGGGAAAGGAUUGGUUCUGCACUCUUUGAUACAGGGGUAUUGGGUGCCAUGGGAAUGUCUUGCUUUGUCAUCAUACCCAGUUUUGCACUAAAGAUCUGGAGGAGCAAAUAGGUGGCGAUGCGGAAGCAUUUCAAUAUCUGAGGUAUCCCACAGUCGCCCUGGC
Messenger RNA from Panicum virgatum (switchgrass), 625 nucleotides. RefSeq lists its product as uncharacterized. The record is from RefSeq and is a predicted model, not a curated record. The transcript is spliced from 3 exons. NCBI's taxonomy places the organism in Eukaryota, Viridiplantae, Streptophyta, Magnoliopsida, Poales, Poaceae. The coding region runs from base 1 to 573 and encodes 190 amino acids.